Molecule: messenger RNA, 201 nt
Organism: Chrysochloris asiatica (Cape golden mole)
Lineage: Eukaryota; Metazoa; Chordata; Mammalia; Afrosoricida; Chrysochloridae
Gene: CXCL17
Product: chemokine (C-X-C motif) ligand 17
Exons: 2
Coding region: 1-201 (66 amino acids)
Biological process (GO): positive regulation of macrophage chemotaxis; positive regulation of monocyte chemotaxis; macrophage chemotaxis
Source: RefSeq, a predicted model, not a curated record
AUGACCUGUUUCCUUCCAACAGGGGUCGCCAGAGGCCACAAGGACCAGCUCCAGGGCUCUAGGAGGUGGCUUCAGGUAGGCGGCCAAGAAUGUGAAUGCAAAGAGAAUCAAAGGCACCACAGAAAGCUAAACAAGCACUCCAGAGCCUGCCAGCAAUUUCUCCAAAGAUGUCACCUAGCAAGCUUUGCUUUGCCCAUUUAG